This is a messenger RNA of Penicillium atrosanguineum, 3630 nucleotides long. RefSeq names its product putative serine/threonine protein kinase. The coding region runs from base 1 to 3630 and encodes 1209 amino acids. Gene Ontology annotation, biological process: intracellular signal transduction; protein phosphorylation. Gene Ontology annotation, cellular component: cytoplasm. NCBI's taxonomy places the organism in Eukaryota, Fungi, Ascomycota, Eurotiomycetes, Eurotiales, Aspergillaceae. The transcript has a single exon. Gene Ontology annotation, molecular function: ATP binding; protein serine/threonine kinase activity. The record is from RefSeq and is a predicted model, not a curated record.
AUGACAGAAUCUCGGGCUUCGAUUGCUGGUCUGGAAGAGGCGGAUCAGCCGAUGACUCGGAAUGGCCCCGUCGCGGGGGAUCCAAAUCGGGAUUUCAACCACCUCGACGAGGCGCAGACAACCUCUGCAUUAAACGAAAAAGCCGACCUCGGUCGACAACCCUUGAGCAAGCAAUCUGCAAAGGCUCCCUUGACACCCGAGAUCAGUGAGGCACAAGCGACCAUCCGUCAAGCGUUCCCCCACGUCUACUCCUCCAGAAUUCCCUCCGCCCGCACCUCCACUAGCUCCCUACAAGCCCUCAACGAAAACAUAGUCGUUGAUGCCCGGUCGGAAAAUGGCAGCAUCGGACGGAGCCCUCGGAGAGCAUCUCGUCAAUCGGAUACCCAGCCCGAAUUCUCAGCCUAUCCUGACCUCCCUGUCUACCCUGACCAGUCCUAUGCCUCGCUGCAGUCCCAAAUACACCCAACCUGGCAGCCACCGCAUCUCCGACCACGAAGCUCCUACCCAUCGCAGUCCGAACCAGCUCCCCGAACUCAUCCUCGCACUGCUCGUACAGCCGGUAACACCCCCUUGUCGAGCCCAGGGUUAUUCUCGAUGAGAAGCCCUCGAAUCACCCCACCCAAUGUCUCCGAUGAUGAGGGCUCACUCGGAAGCCCAUACCUUCACCCCACGCACAUGCAGCCACCGAAGGAAACACAUACUGCCGAGGUGGAGCGAGAUAUUAUCACUGGAAAUAAACUGGUCAACCAGUACGAAAUUCUCGAGGAGCUUGGGCGGGGUGAACAUGGCAAAGUGAAGUUGGGAAGACACGUUACCACCAAGCAAAAGGUGGCCAUCAAGAUUGUCCAACGGUACUCCAAGCGUCGCCGACUAGGCAAGCUGGGUAACCCGGAGGACAAGGUGAAGAAAGAGGUUGCUAUUCUCAAGAAGGCACGGCAUCCCAAUGUCGUUAGUCUGCUUGAGGUCAUCGAUGACCCGAAUCAACAAAAGGUCUACAUAGUGUUGGAGUAUGUUGAGAACGGUGAGAUUGUUUGGCGGAAGAAGGGAUUACGAGAGAUCGUCCAUGUCGACAAGAUACGGCUUGACCGCGAAAAGGCUGGAAUCCCUGAUACCCCGGCCUUCCUGCAGGAGAGCCAACAGUUCAUCAGGACGGCUCAACACCUACGUCGGCAACGAGAAAGGGCACGAGAGCGGGUCGAAGCGCAGGCCGCAGACGCACAACAAGGGCCUAUUCCAGGCUGGAGUUUGGAGCACGGUGCUGAAUCAUCAGAUGAAGAGGACGAAGGCUUAGGGCUAGCUAUCCGAAGAUCGUCCACCCGCUCUGUUGCGGUUACCGAUGAUACUUCCCCCAGUCAGUCCUCUGCCCAAGAGUCACUCGCAGCUAUUGAAGGGAGUAUGUACGGUGCUUACACCGACUACUCCUUUGAGCGGCGGUUCAGCACAGCUUCUAGCAGCUUUGGCUAUGCUCCGUCUGAGCCGGAGUGGGCUGCAGAUUGCGACGACAUGUCGUAUGUGCCUUGUUUGACGAUCAACGAAGCGCGCAGUGCAUUCCGAGAUUCAGUCCUUGGAUUGGAGUAUCUCCACUACCAGGGUAUCAUUCACCGUGACAUCAAGCCGGCCAAUUUGCUAGUCACUGGUAGCCAUCGUGUCAAGAUCUCUGACUUCGGUGUCUCAUACUUGGGACGACCCAUGCGCGAUGAGGAAGAAGAGCAAUUGGAGGCGACUGACGCGACUGAGCUAGAUGAUGCCCGUGAGUUGUCUAAGACUGUUGGUACCCCGGCUUUCUACGCUCCCGAACUUUGCUACACUGGUGACGACUUUGUUGAAACCAUUGGCACUAUUCCCAAGAUCACUGGUGCUAUCGAUGUAUGGUCUCUGGGAGUCACAUUGUACGGGAUGGUGUUUGGCCGUCUCCCCUUUGUGUCCGAUGAUGAGUACAGCAUGUUCCAGACUAUUGUCAAAAAGGAGGUCUUUAUCCCGCGCAAGCGCCUUGUGCCCGUCAAGGAUGAGUCUACUGAAGGGAUCCAGAGAUUCUGCCGUGACGCCGGUGAACUGGUGUAUGAGGACAUUGACGACGAGCUGUACGACCUUCUGCGACGGUUGUUGACCAAGGAUCCGAUUCGUCGCAUCACAUUGAAAGAGAUCAAGCAUCACCCCUGGACCUUGUACGGUCUGCCCAAUCACCGUGCCUGGGUAGAAGAGUCAGACCCCGGCUAUCAGAGCAAAGGCAAGCGCAUCGAGGUCUCGAACGAGGAGGUCACCAGCGCCGUCAGCAAGGUGCCUUUCAUUCAGCGUGUUCGAUCCAACGUCGCCAAGUGGUUCUCUGGUCGUUCCUCAAAGGACAAGGAAAGUCGCAAGCGUACCUCGACGAAUUCUUCGGACACGCUAUCUUCGAUGUCGAGUACCAGCACAUUUGGGAAGGCUUCUCGUGGUGGUACAGACAGUCGUCGAUCCAGCCUACGCGGGGAUGAGGAAGUCUUCCGCUCAUCUAAGUUUGGAGGUCAAGGCGAGCAUCCGCUGGCACAGAGCGUUACUGCUAGCCCGGUAGAGGAGGAAAUUAGCUGGGCCACAUCCUACUUCCCGCUACACGAGCUCAAGCCUUAUGCGCCUUAUUCCCAUUCUCAGGCUCAUGCUCGCGACACUGCUCCCGCUCCAGUACCGACUAUUCAACGACCUGCUGGUCCGCGACGUGCCAAGUCGUCGAUGUCUACCGCUGAAUCCACCAAGACAGUGAAGCCAUCCAGCUUUGACUCACACAGCGCUGUGCGUCCCCGAACAGGCGCAAUUAUUGAAGCCUUGGGAACAACCAGCCUCGGUAGCAUUUUCAGCGGCGCCACUAAGCGUGCAUCGGGCGCGUUUGGUUCAAGUCGCAGCCGACGCAGCUCGCCAUCUGGUGAGACUGCGUCCCUGGAUGGAGACCGUCACUCUGAGCCUAGUCUCGCUGUGAGCAAUGCCUCUGCGACCGGCCACUUGCGAACAACUGGUUUGUGGCAGGCUGCGAUUCCCCCGCCCUCCAACACCCCUUUGUCAGCAUCAGCUCACCGACGCAACCGGUCGCAGCAGCUUGCGGGUAAAUCAUCCGCAGAGUCUUUCCAUCUCACCAAGGAGGCGCUUUUGCGCCGACGGAGAAGCGACAUCGAGCCCUGCGCCGAUGAUGCUUUGGCUCCUAGAGUCGCAAGUGCAAAUGCCAUGUACUCAUCAGACUCCCUAUACUUGCCGUCACUAGCUCCUCCAGAGCCUGUAUAUCCUGCGGACCGUCCCCGCAGUGGCCUGAUCAACUCCACCCCUUCCGCUGCCACUAUAUCUUCCUCCUCAGCCGAUGAUUUCACCAGCGGCAUGUCCCAGAGUGCUUCUCACCCAAGCAUUCCGUCUGUCGUCUCCGGAGCCUCUUCGCUCUCCGGCGAUGGUCUGUACCUUAAUGCCAAAGACUCCGAUGUUCCGUCAAUCCUACGAACCGGUGAGACCGUCAAAGCUUACCACUCAAGCUCGCUACGUCCCGAGGAAGACGAAUCCAGGUACUACUGUGACGACGAAGACGAGGAUGAAUCUGAAGAAGAGAUUCUAGUGAUCGGCAAGAAGAAGCCGCCUACCGAGAACAAGACCAAGCCCACUCUCCGAACAUCUGGUUGA